Molecule: messenger RNA, 3183 nt
Organism: Cavia porcellus (domestic guinea pig)
Lineage: Eukaryota; Metazoa; Chordata; Mammalia; Rodentia; Caviidae
Product: igE-binding protein-like
Exons: 2
Coding region: 907-2022 (371 amino acids)
Biological process (GO): viral process
Source: RefSeq, a predicted model, not a curated record
AUAUCUGUUAUAGAGCUGUGGGAAGCCGCCUAUGAAUGGCGCCCAUUUCCUGCUUCCGGGUUCUUCCCGGCCUGAACAAGCCCGCCAAAUUGUCAUAUCUGCCCAGUUACCCGUGACGCUAGCCUAUCAGCUUGUUAGGCGCGCUUCUCUGUGAUUGGAUACUGCUUCCCCUUAUAAGAGGUUGUUCCUGCCCCCAACGGCGGAAGAGGAACCAACGUUGAGGGUGGCGGACCUUGUCAGGUCCGGUUCGCUGUACGUAAUAAAGUUUGAGAGCUGAUCCUGCUCGAGUUUGGUCUCCUGUCUCCCGCGGCUCCGGUCAUCUGGUGGCCCGUACGGGGAAAAAGGUAAAAGACUCAGCGACGUGCCUCUUCGGCCGGGAGGUGCAAUUGCUGUCACCUGCGGUACGACGGAGGACCUGGCCCAAUAACAACGGAAGGCCGCGAGCACCUCUUCUCUUCACCCUGAUCAGCUACGUGAGAUACAGCGGUUCCCGGGACAGGUGAAUACUGGGUCACCUGGGUUGGGUGGACGCACCUAACAGAUUUUGAGCGCCACACGAGUGGACGCCGGUUUUUUUUUUUCUUUUCUUUUCCCUUUGCAUCUGUUUUGCUUUCGCUUCGCUAAUACAGCCCGACAGGCUUUUGAGCUCGAUCGGAAUGCUCAGAGGAGCCCGGAGCCACUGCCGAUUGUGGGUCUCCGGAGGACCCUCAGGGCUCUAAUUCUGAUUCGGAUUUGGAAGGCUCAGAAGAGGAGGUUGUCUUUGCUAAGCAUGACCCUCCUACACCGUUAAAAGAGGAACUUAGGGCUCGGGAAGAUAAAAAGGGGAACCAAACACCACCCUGCCCGAGCUACUCCGCCUUACGGGAAGAGCUUAAGCCCUUCCGCCCUUUGGCAAGUUCGCGACCCAUGGUCGCUCCCUUCAGGGCGCCAGGCCCCACUGCACCGCCGUGGCCGGAAGAGGAGUUGCUCCCUGGGCUGCCACCACAACCUAUGGCACCGCCCUGGUUAGAGGGAGAGCUACUUCCUGGGUUGCCUUCUGCGCCCCCAUCUGGGGAGGGAGGAGGACGUUCCUUCCACCAGAGGGUAUGGUCGCGGCUUCCCUUUGAGUGUUCCGGUCUCCAUGCAUUCCCGGUACAAGUAGGAGGCAGGGGAGGAGGAGGAUAUUAUGAGCCCUUAGAAAUUAAACAACUUAAAGCUAUCAAGGACGCAGUUUCAGCUUAUGGGCCCAAUGCGCCAUUUACCAUGGCACUUUUAGAGGCAUUGGCAGGUCUGCUUUUAACUCCUGGAGAUUGGACCCAGCUGGCACGCGCCUGCCUCUCCCCCAGACAAUAUUUAGAUUGGAAGUCCUGGAAUGAGGAAUUCUGUGUAGAGCAGGCGGCAGCCAACAGGGAAAAUAACCAGAGAGAGUGGAACAGGGAUAUGCUAUUAGGGCGAGGAGCCUUUGAGGAAGAUCAAACUCAAUACCCUCGCCAGGUUUAUGAACAAAUUAGCCGCUGUGGCCUCCAGGCCUGGAGACGGCUGGCUGGAAAGGGAGAACAUACGGGUCACCUUACAAAAAUUAUACAAGGGCAGGGAGAGCCAUUUUCAGACUUUGUGGCCCGCAUGCUUGAGGCCGCUAACAGGAUUUUUCCAGAUGCUGAGGCGGCUCACCCUCUCAUAAAACAAUUGAUUUUUGAACAGUGCACUAAGGAGUGCCGUGAUGUCCUAAGAACUAACAAAAAUAGGUCCUUAGAAGAGUGGACACGCCUGUGCCGUGAAUUGGGUGGCCACGGCCUAACGCCCAAAGGAAGAAUAUCAUUGGCACUCUUUACCAUAAAUUUUUUAAAUCUUAAUCACAAUAAUCAUUCCCCUGCCAUGGAGCACAAUAACCCGUCCCCGGCCGACAAAGGGCUGGUGAGAUGGAAGAUGUCCUUACAGGACAAUGGAUGGGCCCGGAUCCAGUGGUUAGUUGGACCCGAGGUGCGGUUUGUGUCUUCCCACAGGAACCAGGCUGCGAACCGCUGUGGGUCCCGGAAAGAUUGACGCGAGCAGUAAACUCCCCACCAGUUCCUGAUAAAGCACAGGAAGAUAAGCCCGCGGACACAAGUCAACUCGACCCUUCUGGGACCGACGCUCAGUGCCCGAGACCAUCUACAAACUAAAAUGUCUGGUUUGGAGCUUUUUCUAUUCUGUGGGUUCCUAUUAAUCACCCCUGUGAUAUGCUCAGAUUCCACAGAACCACCACAAUAUCUUUGGGGUCCUUGGCACCACCCGCCCACAUUGGCACCUUUUUCGGCGGCCUCGCCCGCCUCACCCAGGGUUUACACCAUCAAUCAAACAGUCCUUGAUUAUGCUAAUUGCCAUGGCUAUCCUAGUAGGGCUUGUGGUUAUUAAAUGCUUGUUAGAUCGCCUCAUACAAACUCAGCAGCAGGUUAAGAUCACAGCUAUGGCAGCCAUGCAAAUGGCAGCAGGUGGCCCAUCAGGCCAGCAGGCCGCCGCAUAUCUCCUUCACAUUGCAGAACAUCAGCUAUAAGAGCUGAGUGGGCAAGCCAAUGACGGGCUCCACUCAGAUAUAUAUGGCCUAUAAGGCCAGGGGUCCCUCCCGGAGUCAAAUUAUUGGCAUUGAGAUGCGAGACCAAGGGUACUGCAGUGCCAUCCGCCCCAAAGGUUGGGGGGAAGGCAGGAAUGAAUGUCUAUAUGCAUCCAGGUUCGGUUCACAAAAGCCUGGCCCUGCGAAAAAAUGAACCACUCACCUUGAGCAUGGUCCUGGUGCAAGGAUAUGCACAAAACAGGGUGAUGCACAGCAGGGUAUAGACCUCUACAUUCUCUCAUGCCUCGGCCUACAAGGUAGGCCCACUCCUAGGUGUCUAACAGCAACAAGGUCAUAGACACCUUGGAGGGACCUACAGACCAUCCUAUUUUAAUAAAUAAAAAAGGGGGAGAUGUGGGAAGCCGCCUAUGAAUGGCGCCCAUUUCCUGCUUCUGGGUUCUUCCCGGCCUGAACAAGCCCGCCAAAUUGUCAUAUCUGCCCAGUUACCCGUGACGCUAGCCUAUCAGCUUGUUAGGCGCGCUUCUCUGUGAUUGGAUACUGCUUCCCCUUAUAAGAGGUUGUUCCUGCCCCCAACGGCGGAAGAGGAACCAACGUUGAGGGUGGCGGACCUUGUCAGGUCCGGUUCGCUGUACGUAAUAAAGUUUGAGAGCUGA